AUGUCUUGGGACGACGAAGCUAUCAAUGGUUCUAUGGGUAAUGACGAUGCCGUGUUAAUGGAUUCUUGGGAUGCGGCUGGUGAUGAUGAACCAAUAAUGGAUUCAUGGGAUACUGAAGAAACUACUGAGAAAAAACCAGAGCCAAAGAAGAAGGAAACCAAGCCUGCUGUGAAGAAAGCUGUUAAGGGUAAAGGUAAGCAAAAUGGUAACGAGAAAGUCCUGAUGGAAAUUGACUCAUUGGAUGAAAAGACUCGUAAAGAAUUGAUCAAAAAGGCCGAAAUGGAUUCUGAUUUGAAUAAUGCUGCCGACCUAUUCGAAGGCCUAGGUGUUGCUGAAAAGCAUCCAAGAGAAUUGGCUAUGGAGAGAGAUGCUGAACAUGCAUCACUUCUAAAGCAUGCUAUCAUGACUAAAGAUACCCCAUUCGAACAACAUCCUUUAAUUGCCAAUGCUGAAUCAAAGAGAGAUUACCAAGAUUUGAGAAAAGCUCUUGCCAGUGCUAUUAUUCCUCUAAAUGCGAAGUCCUCUCUAAACUACUCAUCUUCUUUGACUAUUGAUUUAAUCAAGGAUAUUUCUAAGCCAAUGUCUAUCGAAUCUAUUAGACAAACUGUUGCUACUCUAAAUGUCUUGAUCAAGGAAAAGGAAAAGGAAGAAAGACAAGCACGUCUAGCAAAGGUUAGAGGUGGUACUGCCACUGGUGGUGCUGGUAAGAAGAAGGCUAAGGGUAAAACUAACUUAGGUGGUGCAUUCAAGAAGGAUAAUGAUUUCGAUCUUGAUAGUAAUGACUAUGGUGAUUUCGGUGAUGACGAUUUCAUGUAA
Maudiozyma saulgeensis is the source of this 816-nucleotide messenger RNA. The record is from the annotation of a GenBank genome assembly. NCBI's taxonomy places the organism in Eukaryota, Fungi, Ascomycota, Saccharomycetes, Saccharomycetales, Saccharomycetaceae.